This is a messenger RNA of Pocillopora meandrina, 2098 nucleotides long. The record is from the annotation of a GenBank genome assembly. NCBI's taxonomy places the organism in Eukaryota, Metazoa, Cnidaria, Anthozoa, Scleractinia, Pocilloporidae.
CUGGCUUCUUCCUCGUACGCUGACCAAAAGGAUCGCAGCGAGAUAAUCAUUGUCACGGAACAACUCAAGGAGGGAUGAUAGCGUGCUGUGCAUCAUUGAGUCUGAUUGAGUCACGCGAAAAUCUUAAGAGAUGAAUGUUCGAAAUCAACUGAUUUUAUUUCUUCUCUGGUUCUUUUACCUCACCAUUGGAGUGCUAAUUUUUAGAGCUGUGGAACACGAUGGCGAAGGAAAGCAAGAGAAAUCCAAAGAGCAACGGCUAAAGAUAGCCAAAGACAAAAUAACAUCCGCGUACAACAUGAGCGAAGCAGAAUUCUACAAUAUUGUGCAGCAUAUUGAGGCAGCUUCGUCUUCGAAUGGCGUACCAGAAUGGAGCUAUCUCGAUUCUGUUUCUUUCGUGAUUCAACUUGUGACAACAAUAGGUAAUUAGAUGACAGAUCUUCUAAUUCAAAUAUCCUUAGAUACCGUAGAUCAAGCUAUGCGUGGAUCAAUGUUGCGUGAUGUUGUAAAAUUGUGAACACCUGUUGGUUCGUAAGUACUUGAGGAUGCAUGAAUAAUGUUAUAAAUCUUUGAAAUACGGAUAAGAAUUGACUUCUGUAAAAUCAGCGUCUGUGUUCAGGUAUUUUCUUCAUGAACCUAUCAGUUUCGAGAUGACGUAAUUGUCUCCAAAACCACUUCCGGGAACUAUUAUUAGAAGUUUUAUGUGUCCACAGAAAACAUUAGUGUAGUUUGAAAUUUUCGGUUUUAACGAAAGGAAAUAAAUAAAUUACUAAGAACUGAUUAAAACUUAUCAUGGCUCAGUGGAGCACCCUGAAUUUAUUCGAUCUUUUGCAAUCACGCGACCUUUCUUCUAUUCAAUGUGUCCAUUUUGUGAUGGGGCCUUAAACCCUGCAAAUCAUAGGCGUGUUUACUACGCAUUUUUAAUUUGUUUUCAAUUUCUGAUCAAGCGGCCAUAGCCAAAGAAGAGAAGUCAAGAAAUCUUCCUUCGUUUCAUUUAAUUUUAUUCAUUUAUUAUCAUUUUUUUCUUCGAGGUUAUGGUAACAUUACUCCAGUGACAAAUGGCGGUCGUGUGUUUUGUAUAAUCUUCGCUUUCUUUGGAAUCCCGAUAAACAUUAUGUUUUUGCAGUCCGUUGGUAAAGGCUUGCGUGAAGUCGAAAAAUAUCUCAUCACGAAAUUCGAAAAACGCUGCCUGAAGAGGAAUGAAAAGCCGAAAUUCCUAAAUGAAAAAUGUUCUCUGUGUGCAGUUGUGCUCUUCGUUACUUUGUUACUUAUUUCUGCGGCUGUCCAACAAACGAUUGACGAAUGGACAUUUUUGGACGGUUUUUACGCCUAUUUCAUCACGUUUACAACAGUUGGAUUUGGGGAUAUGAUACCAGGAGGCAGUUCAACAGAACAUCCCGUCAGGAACACAGUAGUUCGUAUCGUGUUCAUCAUCCUGGGUUUAAUGGCCAUGUCGAAUGUACUGAUCGCGGUUAUGGAGUCUACUGAAUGUCUACAAUAUUUGAAAACUUACAUGAAUUUUUGCAGAAGAGGGGAAAAUGUUGAUAUUCCUGAAACAAAGGAGAGCGGUGGUGGAGUAGAGUUAACUGAAUACCGUAACGAAGAUCCGAAAAACAACGAUUCGCAGCUUGCAGCGCCAAUAUGAAGUGUAUUGAGAGAGGAUCAUUUGAAUACUACAGGGUGAAACCCCCCUCCCCCCCCCCGCGAUAAAUAAUGACCGUUCCUCAGUAGGGAGGCAUAGGGAAUUCUUUUCUAUCCUCCUACUUCUACAGCACACUUUGGGGAAUUUAGGACAUGAGUGAAAAUUACAGUUCUUUUUUUGCUAUUUUCUGCUGCUAUGAAUAUCAUGAUCAAACCUACAUGGCUCCUACAUCUAGCGAGUUCGAGCAAUUUAGAAUCCAUUUGUACUUUAAAAGUGUAUCCAUUUGAUUUAAUAUAUUUAGAACUUUAAUAAGUUUUAUUAGGUUCGUUUAUGGCGAUUUCUGUGCGGUUUAAAUAAUUUUUGUUUAUAUGCGCCAAACACAAAUGGAACCUUGUGAAAAAUAAAGACCUUGACUGCCUCUACUUCCCCUCCCCUUCAGAAUCCAAUCCUUCCCCUCCC